Molecule: messenger RNA, 1089 nt
Organism: Cariama cristata (Red-legged seriema)
Lineage: Eukaryota; Metazoa; Chordata; Aves; Cariamiformes; Cariamidae
Gene: TMEM65
Product: transmembrane protein 65
Exons: 7
Coding region: 4-480 (158 amino acids)
Biological process (GO): cardiac ventricle development; regulation of cardiac conduction
Cellular component (GO): mitochondrion
Source: RefSeq, a predicted model, not a curated record
CUAAUGGCAGAGGCUACAGGGAAACCCAUCCUUUGCUGCGGCUGCUACGCUGAAGGACGGUUCUCAGAGAAGUUGGAGGUUGCACCACCAUCUCCAGGACAACUGAAACAUGUGUUCUUCCACAAUGCAUUACCUUUUGUAGGGUUUGGAUUUUUGGAUAACGCAAUUAUGAUUGCUGCGGGAACCCAAAUAGAAUUGUCAAUUGGAGUUGUCCUAGGAAUUUCAACUAUGGCAGCUGCAGCUUUGGGAAACCUUGUGUCAGAUUUAGCUGGACUGGGUCUUGCGGGUUAUGUAGAAGCUUUAGCUUCACGACUGGGUCUGUCAAUCCCUGAUCUGACACCCAAACAAGCUGAUAUGUGGCAAACACGUCUCAGUGCACAUUUGGGUAAAGCUAUUGGAGUGACUGUUGGCUGCAUUUUAGGAAUGUUUCCUUUGUUGUUCUUUGGCGAUGAGGAAGAAAAACUGGAAGAAAAAAAUUAACCUUUUUACAAGACAUAUACAAAUGUAAACUACUGUACCUCAAUUAUUCAAUUACACUGUCAAUAUUUAGGAAUUAACAGACAGUAAAAAAUGUAUAGACUUGGGAACAAAACCUUCAGCAUGUCAUUUUAUGGAAACACUAAUUUAUUGUGGCUUUGUUGUGUUCAGUACUUCUUUUUAUAAGUUAUCAUCUAACAUUUUAUUUAAUUGUAAAUUUUUGAAGUGUUCACUUAUGGCAACUGAUGUUUACCACUUUCCCCUUUGACCUUAUUCUUUAAUGGGUUAUUACUUUAAUAAUCCACCAUGGAGGACUGUAUCACUCGAGUUGCAUAUUGGUUACUUAACAGUUGUAAUUGCAUGACAAGAAUUUCAGUAUUGUUCAUCAGGUCCUUCAAUGCAGAUUAUUAAGGAGGUCAGUGAUGAGUAAUUUGGAGUCCCUCACUUUGCAAGAUGACUGGUUGCCCCUUCACCAGCCAUCAUUUUGCACUGCCUUUAGAUUAGGUAUUUCAGUGAUCUAUGACAGUCUAGUUUGCAUUUUUUUCACAAAUCUAAGUGAAUUGUCUUCUGAGAUGAUAAUUUUAAUGCUUUGACAAAGGUAUGUGUUUCCAG